Molecule: messenger RNA, 3283 nt
Organism: Procambarus clarkii (red swamp crayfish)
Lineage: Eukaryota; Metazoa; Arthropoda; Malacostraca; Decapoda; Cambaridae
Product: WD repeat-containing protein 36
Biological process (GO): rRNA processing
Cellular component (GO): small-subunit processome; Pwp2p-containing subcomplex of 90S preribosome
Molecular function (GO): protein binding
Source: RefSeq, a predicted model, not a curated record
CUGUAUUGGUCUGCUUUGUAAACAAAUCACCCAACACGUGUGUAGGGGCGAGUGCGUCUCUCUAAACUCUCACUAAAAUGGGUGAAGGGAGUAAAAUAUUUACUCCUUACCGUGCUCUUGGCCUGGUGAGCACUGACAUAGCACAUGUGGUACGUUACAUUCAAAGAAGAAAAGAAAAUCUCAUUGUAACUGUCGUAGGGAACUCCUUCCACACCUACGGUGCAGGGAAGCUCGGCCUGUUAAGUGUUAGUAAUCCACAUGGAGCAGCUAUCGACGCCUUGGCUGCUGAUGCCUAUCAUGUCUUCACGUCAAGCGGCAACACAAUAUAUGCUUGGCGACGUGGGACCGAGUUAAAACAUAAGUAUGUCGGGCACGAAGCAGGUGUUCAUCUUAUGCUCCCAUUUGGGCCACACUUGAUCACUGUGGAUAAACUGAAUAAUCUUCGUGUUUGGGACAUCAAAGCUGAAUCACUGUACAUGGAGAUGGAGUUCCAAUUAAAAUGCUUCGAGAUCUCGGCCAUGGCACAUCCUGCAACUUACCUCAAUAAGAUCUUAGUAGGUAGUAAGCAAGGAAAGAUGCAGCUGUGGAACCUCAAAACUUGUAAGUUAGUUUACACUUUUAAUGGCUGGGACUCCAGUGUAGUUGUUUUAGAACAAGCACCAGCACAGGACGUGAUGGCAGUGGGCCUAGCAAAUGGAAGAAUUAUUCUUCAUAACUUGAAGUUCGAUGAAACUGUGGUAGACUUCAAGCAGGACUGGGGUAAAGUGACAGGAAUAAGCUUCCGUACAGAUGGAUUUCCAGUGAUGGUGACGGGCAGUGAACUUGGACAUGUUGCAUUGUGGGAUUUAAAAGAGAGACGUCUGGUGUCACAGUUACGGGAUGCACAUUCUGGUCCAGUGUCUGGGAUUACGUGUCUAUCGAGUGAGCCUUUGAUGGUUACAUCGUCAUCCGACAACUCUCUCAAGAUGUGGAUAUUUGAUCUUCCAGAUGGAGGAGCCAGGUUAUUGAAGAUUCGAGAUGGGCAUUCAGCUCCUCCGCUGAUAGCAAGAUUCCAUGGAAGCUUGGGAAAUUCAAUCCUUACAGCUGGUGAAGAUUCUGUAAUGAGGGUCUUCUCCACAGUGACUGACAUUUUGAACAAGAGUUUAGGACAAGCUUCAUAUAACAGAAGUGCUUCAAAGAAGAAGAAGAAGUCUUUGGACACUAAGAAAAUGCCAGCAAUUACUUGUUUAACAUCGGAGACUGCGCAGGAGAAGGCAUGGGAUAAUGUUGCUGCAAUUCAUAGAGGUAAAACUGUAGUGACAACUUGGUCAAUAGGAUCACAAAAAAUGGGGAAGCAUAAAUUAAUACAUGAACGCUUUAAGGAUAAAAAUUUACAUAGGGCUAUUGCAACAUGUGUAGAUUUAACAGUGUGUGGAAAUUUUGUUAUAAUAGGAUAUGACUCGGGUCAUAUGGACAAAUAUAAUAUUCAGUCUGGAAUUCUUCGAGGGACAUUUGGUACUCCAGUUGCUCAUGAUGGUGGUGUAAGGGAUGUUGUAACACAUGGACUAAAUCAGUAUGUAGUGUCAGGUGGGCAGGAGGGUGAGUUGAGAUGGUGGAGAAUGAAAGACUGCCGAGGCAUCAAGAUAUUGAAAAUGGAAGAAAGUAUAUCGAAAAUGUGUCUCCACAGAGACUCUGGACUUGUAGGCAUUGUUCUUGAAGAUUGGAGUAUUCAUGUUAUAGAUAUAGAUACAAAGAGUCUUGUAAGAAAAUUAUAUGGGCAUCAUAAUCAUGUGACAGACAUUACUUUUACCUCCGAUUCUAAAUGGCUUAUCAGCUCAUCUCUUGACAAUACAAUUAGAACUUGGGAUAUACCUUCAGGGACUUGUGUGGACUGCUUUUUGGUACCAAUUCCAACUACUUCAUUAACUAUGUCUCCUGUUGGUGAUUUUUUAGCUACCACUCAUGCAGAUCAACUUGGUGUCUAUCUGUGGUCUAAUCAGGCAUGUUAUCAUCAUCUUUCUCUUCGCCCUCUACCUAAGAGUUUCCAAGCAACACACAUUGCCUUACCUUCAACAGCUGCAGAUGUAAGGCAAUUGGUACCAAAAGAGGGAGAAGAGACAUCUGUGUUAGAAGUUGAAGAUGGUGAUGUUCACGAUGAUGAAGACGAAUACAAGUCUCCUCAACAAAUUUCUGAAGAGUUGGUUACACUAGCUUUGCUACCAACAUCAAGAUGGUUAAACUUACUAAAUUUAGAUGUUAUCAAAAGAAGGAACAAGCCAUUGGAGCCUCCCAAGAUACCAAAAUCAGCUCCUUUCUUUUUGCCUACUGUUCCUGGUUUAGAAUUUAAGUUUGCUUCUACAGGACAAGAAACAAAUGAAGAUAAAUCUAAAGUGAAGUCUGUGUUUACCUUUGAAGUAUUAACUGUUUUUGGAAAAAAGUUAAAAGCUGGAAAUUUGGAAGAUGCAUUGAAAAUGUUGAUGGAAAUGGGCCCCUCUGGAAUUGAAGUUGAAAUUAGGGGCUUGGAUCCUGAUGUUGGUGGAUCUGAGGAAGUUUUGGUCAAAUUUUUAGAAAUGAUAAAGUUUGCAUUAGAUAAGCAGUAUUACUUUGAAGCUGUUCAAGGUUAUCUAGGAUUAUUCCUCAAGCUUCAUGCAGAUUUUGUAAUGAAAAAUAAAGAGGUGCGUCAGAUAUGUGAGGAAUUAGCUGUUGUUCAAAAGAAAUCAUGGUAUAAUAUAUGUGACACAAUGAAUGAAACACUCUCCCUUGUGUCAUACUUCAAAAAUGCUGCAUUGAUUAACUAUUGAAAAUGUGCAAUAAACCAGACUAAACUACACCAUCCUAUUUCUUGUUUGAAAAAUGUUAGUUACGAAUUAUUACUGUACAUUAUGUAAUUUUGAUGUGCUUGGUAAUUCACUCAUAAAUUUUUAAUUUACUUUGAUUAUAAAAUUAGUUGAAUCAAAUUUUGUUUAAUUUAUUAACAACAGUAAAUUUAAGAAAACCCCUUUUAGUGCUCAUAUAGUGUACAUUCUAUUUUUCUAAAUUUUAUCUACAAUUUUAAAAUUAGUAAGUACUGUACUGUAUAUAUUAUUAAGACAAUGGCUGUUUUAAAAUGUCUAUUGUACAAUUGUCAAUUAUUUUCAUAUCUUAUAGCAAUCCAUCAAUGUUACCAUAUCUCAUUUAAUUUCAAGUAUGUAUUGCCCCUUAAUACAUGUUCAUUUUCUCCCAUCCUUUUUUAUGUUAUGCUCUCCUUAAAAGCUGUACUGUAUAUAAUUUUCAAAAUUGUUUGAGCAAUAUAUAUGUUGACUUA